UUGAUAAGAUAACAAAAUAGAUUUAUUUUUAGCAUAUAAAUUUCUUAUCAGACUGUUUAGUAUUUAUCUGUACUUGCUAGUCCAUUACUAAUAAACUGUUGCAUAAAAAUCAAAUAUUUAGACUAUACCAAAAAUUUUUAAUUUGUACAAAAAAGUCUUCUCCAUGAGUGGAAUGAUCACACGCGCUAGAGCUUUUUCGACGGAAGUCCUAAAAGUUGUCAACAAUGUUGCUAAGCAACAGUUUUCCGUAUCCAUUCCGGGCGCUGAAGCUGUACUAGAUUAUGAAAAGAAUGGAAAGCAAAUAACAUUUGUGCAUACAGAAGUACCACAGCAAUUCCAGGGAAAGGGAGUUGGCAAGCUGUUGGCUGAGUAUGCCUUUGCCCAUGCAGUGGACAACAAAUUGGAUGUAACAUGCAAAUGUCACUUUCUUGCCAACUAUUAUCAGAAAAAUCUAAAUAAAUACAAACAACUUAAUAUUAAGCUUGAUUUAGAAUAACAGUUGUAAUUAUGGAGGUAGCAUGGCAUAGAUGUAAUAUUCAUUAUUAUUUACGGGAUAAAUGUUAUGGAAAAGCUAAAAAAAUUGCUGUACAAGCCUCAUUAAGAUAUAAUGACACAACUGAAUUUCAUUUUUAUCAUGGGCUAGCAAGUAUUUUAGAAGGCCAAGUACAAAAAGGGAUUAGCGAUCUUACUCCUUUACAGUCUGACAGAGAUAUUCAAUUGGCUGUUGUUAUUGCUCUUAUAUAUGGCCAUAAACUUGCUAGUACUUUGGAAAAAGAUUCCAUAUAUAAUUUGGAGGCCAAAUUGAAGGAGGAAAAAAAGCAAGGCAGUUCCAUGUCAUUCUAUUAUGCAGGUCUUUUCUUAUCUUUGGCUGAGAAAUAUGAGAAGGCAUCUGAAUAUAUUAAUAAGGCACUUAAAAAGGAUCCUAACAAUUUGGAUGCCAUUAUUCUUAAAGGCUGGAAUGAUAUGUACAUGACAAUGGAUGACAUGCAAAUGUCUAUUUUAGAUUACUUGGAGUUAGCACUCAAUAAAAGUGAUAGAAAUAUUGAAGCUCUACUUGGUUUGGCUAAGUUUAAAUACUUUGCAAAAGACUAUGAUGCUUCAAAUUUAACUCUAGACAGAUUGAUUGUAAACAAUCCAGGUCAAGUUGUACCUCUCAUAGAGAAAUUGAGGAAUGAGUUUGCUAUGCAGAAAUGGGAAACAGUUUAUGAUACAAUGGAAAGGGUUUUCUCUUUAGAACCAGAUAAUAUAGAAGCAUUAAAGAUUAAAAUAUUUCUUGCACUUUGUAAGAACUCGGAUUACAUUGAGGCUGCUGAUCAAUUGAAUAAUUUUUUUACUACACUGGAAAAUGAAGAAACACAUAAUGGCUAUCAGUUUUAUAAUACUACUCAAAUAUUCUCUAAAGUUUGUGGCAGAUCUAGCGCUGUUUUAUCUCAAGUCUACAGGUUUGUGCAGUAUGCUUCAGAAAUGUAUCCAAAAAAUGUGGAUUAUUUAAGUGAAGUUGGAUAUCAGUGUAUACUUCAAGGGAAAUAUAAGGAUUCAGUGAAUUUUUUCAAAGCAGCUAGUAAAAUAGAUAGUAAUUCUAUUACAGCUCUAUGUGGCUUAACUCUUUGCCAGAUGUUUGAGAAUGGUCCAACAGAACAGAUAGCACAACAGGUUGAGUUGCUUUUUGAAAUGCAGGGUAUGAACAAAUUGCCCAUCCUGUAUCUUUUAUUAGCCCAAUUAAAUGCAAAAAACUCUCAGAAUGCUGUGUCAUUCUUGAAUACUGCAUAUGAGACAAAAAUUUCCUAUGCUGAACGGUAUAGCUUCAGCUUGACGUAUGUUAAAGAUUUAGAUCCUGAUUUUCUUCUAGAAGUUUACAAAGAGUAUAAAAAGCAUUUACCUAAGAAACCUUUUGUUAUAGUGGAUUAUUUAUUGUAUGCAGAGGAAAGUAAUAAUGAAUCUGUUUCACAUUGUUUUACAUUACUAAACACCAUCUGUGAAGCUUGUCCAGGUUUACUGACUGCUUUGUAUGAAUUAGCUAAAUUGAAGUUUUUGUUUGGUUACUCAAAUGAAGCUCAUAAGUUAGCACAGCAAGUUAACGAGUUGGAUAGCACUCAUGCAGGUAGUCAAAUCCUGCUCGCACAAAUUUACAUUCAGCAAGAGGCUUAUAGUAAGGCUGCUCAGUGUCUAGAAAUUUGUCUAAGUUAUAAUUUUAAAGUAAGAGAUAGCGCGAUGUAUCACUUUCUCAGUGGAGUUAUUUCAAAAAGCGCUCAUCAAUACCAAGACGCACUGUCUAGUUUCACUACUAGCUUACAGGUUGCAACUGGAAAAAGUGGUACAAGCCAUAUAAGUAGGUUAUAUGAAUCAGAUCUUAAUAUUAUAGAUAAAGCUACUUUGUUUUUACAAAUCAUAGAAUUACAAUCUUCGCUGGGACUGCUUGCUGAAGCUGGAAAAACUAUGCAGGAAGCAAUACAAGAAUUCUCUUAUACAUCAGAAGAAGGUCGUCUAUCAAUAGCUAGGGCUGAAUUGUCGUUACAAAAUGGUGACGUCGACAAUGCUAUUGAUGUUCUAAAUGAGAUCAAGCCAGGGCAACCAUACUAUUUCCAAGCUCAUAGUAGAAUGGCUCAUAUUUACUUGAAAGAGAAGAAUGAUCGAGCGAUGUUUACGAAUUGUUUUAAGGAAAUUGUGAGCAAUCAUCCUAUGGCUGAUGCCCAUACUAUGAUGGGAGAUGCAUUUAUGUCUAUUAAUGAUCCAUGUCAAGCUGCCGAAUCGUAUGAGGCAGCGUUAAAGGGGAACCCAAGGAAUAUUCCACUAAUACGUAAACUCGGUACGGCGCUGGUAAAGAUGCACGAAUAUGAUAAGGCGUCGCAGCACUAUGAGAACGCGAUUAAAUCGUUGAACGAUGACGAACUUAUGUUUGAAUAUCUGGAACUACUUGUCAAGCUAAAACAAUACGACAAAGUGGAAACAAUAAUAUCAUCGGAAAUAAACCAACUUUACAAUAAAGAGAAAGAUAUAAAUACUUUGAAACGCCGCGUCCGCUACCUCACUCUACAAGCCAGGAGUCGAGAACUCAAGAAUCCAACUGCAAACAACACAAGUUUAGUUCUCGCUGAAGCAAGAGACUUGCAGUCAGCUGUGGUGAAGCGUGCCGAAAUAGAAGCGAGGGUGGACUUGCAGGAGGAAAAGCAACUUCUGUCAAGAAUCUUGGGUUCCCUCGCUAAAGUGAAGUCUACCAAAGAGCCAGGCACAGCGGCUAGUUUGUAUACCGAAGCAUUGAUUUAUACGCCGAGCGAUCCAGACACUUUAUUAUCGUUAGCCAAAUUAUACGCACAGAUGAACAAUCCCGAAAAAUGUGAGCAGACUUGUGCGGUAUUGUUGAAUUCAGAUCCUAAUAACGAAUCAGCAGCCGUUAUGAUGGCCGACCUCGCAUUUCGUAAGGUGGACUUAGAAAGCGCACAACGGCACCUGAAUCAGAUACUAUCUGUGAAGCCGACAAGUUGGGAGGCGCUCGCGCAGCUCAUAGAAGUUCAGUGGCGCCGCGGUAAACUCGCCGAAGCAGAGCAGGCGCUCGAGCUUGCGUGCCAAGCUAUGGACAGGGAUGAUGAUCCAGGGUACUACUACUGCGCGGGGCUGUGCUCGAUGUACGCGGGUCGCGCGAACGCGGCGCUCCGGCAGCUGAACCAGGCGAGGCGGGCGCCGCGCCGCGGCCGCGCCGCCGCCGCGCGCAUGGUGCUGCUGUGCCUGGCGCAGCACGCGCCCCGCGCGCACGACGCCGCGCUGCCCGGCGACGACGCUGACACAAAAACGCUCGCCCUACGGACGGCAGAGAAGUUACUGGUCGAAGUGGAGCCAUGGGAGCGCAAGCCGCUGCAAGCUCUGCUGCAGCUCGCCACCAAACAGAAGUCGCAGGCGGAGCGAGUGCUGCAGGAACUGCUGCCGCUCGUCAACGAUGAGCGGCAAGACGACCCCUACCUGAUACUCGCUAUAGCCAUCGCGUAUAACAUAAUAAAACAGCCUACACGAGCGAAAAACAUAUUGAAGAGAACUAUAUCGUCUAUUCCUUGGACCCCAGAAAAAGCGGAUGGCUUAGAAAGAUGCUGGCUAGAAGUAGCCGAUAAUCAAAUCAGUUCAGGGAGAAUGGACGCAGCCAAAGAGUUACUAACGAAAAUAUUGAAUCAUAACAAUUCUUGUGCUGCAGCAUACCAAUAUUUAGGGUAUUUAGCAGAAAAAGAGCAAAACUACAAAAGCGCCGCGCACAACUAUGACAAUGCUUGGACGUACUCAGGUCGCACCGACCUCGCUCUUGGGUACAAACUGGCCCACGCUUACUUGAAACUGAAAAAGUAUCCCGAAUGUAUCGUCGUCUGUCGCUAUAUCCUCAAAGUGCAUCCAGAUUAUCCAAAAAUCAGGAAGGAAAUACUAGAGAAGGCCAAAAACAAUUUGCGAACAUAGCUUUUCCUAUUAUACUUAUAUUAAGCGCCCAUUACACGAUACAAGUGUUGCAUUUUGCUAGUGUCUAAUGUAAUUGCUUACACUCAAUGUUAAACUGUAUUACUAUGUUAUUAACAUUUAAAAUGGAAUCCUUAUUUCAACGUUAUUGCUUUGAAUUUUGUUAUUUGGAACAAUACAUUUAUAUGUAUUUAUAUAUUUGUGCAUUGGUAUCUGUAAUUGUGUAUUGUGGUAUAAUAGUAAAAUAAAUAAUACUAUAUAUCGUCUAAUGGGUGCCUUAGGGGGUUGUAAAUAAAACACAUGGGUGUAAAUAUAAUAAUGUACUAACUCAAAUGGAAGGCAAUAAUGUUAAUUACACAGUAAUUCUUUUUUCGCACAUUAAAGGGAUCAUGUUUAACAUGGA
Galleria mellonella (greater wax moth) is the source of this 4834-nucleotide messenger RNA. Its product is annotated as tetratricopeptide repeat protein 21B-like. The coding region runs from base 508 to 4434 and encodes 1308 amino acids. Gene Ontology annotation, molecular function: protein binding. Lineage: Eukaryota; Metazoa; Arthropoda; Insecta; Lepidoptera; Pyralidae. The record is from RefSeq and is a predicted model, not a curated record. Gene Ontology annotation, cellular component: intraciliary transport particle A. Gene Ontology annotation, biological process: intraciliary retrograde transport; protein localization to cilium. The transcript has 13 exons.